UAGCCUUGAGCAAAAAGAAGCCAGGGGCAGUGCUCAGACCCUGAAUGCAAGACCCAAGACUGGCCAAAAAAAAAGGUGGAGACCAUUAUUGCUUCUCAGAGCAGCAUCAGGAUCCACACUGUACCUCUGUGUCAGAAUUCCAACCAUUUCCCUCCCUACAGGACAUUUGAGUCUUUGCCUUUUGUCUUAUUGGUUAAGCUCUUAAUUGGCUUAAUCCAUCACAUUGCCAGACAUAAAAGUCGAAAAUCCCUAGACUAAUAGUUUCUAGUCGGGGUAGGCAGUAUCUGCUAAGGUAGGCAGAACGCAGCAACCUGUAGCCUCUUCUCCCACUCAGCUUUUAGAGGAGUGAGGAAACAAUAUUCUAUCCCAAUUUCUUUUCUUUCGUUCUUUCUUUUUUGCUCACAUAUAGGAAUUUUACAGGGAAGUGCUAAAACCCAAGGAAGGGACUGCAGAGAUGGGAAGCGGAAUUAGCGCUGAGGACAGAGAACUGGCCAAGAGGUCCAAGGAGCUGGAAAAGAAGCUUCAGGAGGAUGCCGACAAGGAAGCCAAGACCAUCAAGCUGCUAUUGCUAGGUGCUGGGGAAUCAGGGAAAAGCACUAUUGUCAAACAGAUGAAGAUCAUUCACCAGGACGGCUAUUCCCCAGAAGAAUGCCUGGAGUUUAAGUCAGUCAUCUAUGGAAAUGUGCUGCAGUCCAUCCUCGCUAUCAUCCGAGCCAUGUCCACACUGGGCGUGGACUAUGCUGAACCAAGUAGUGCGGAUGAUGGUCGACAGCUCAACCACCUGGCUGAUUCCACUGAGGAGGGGACCAUGCCCCCUGAGCUGGUGGUUGUCAUCCGGAAGUUGUGGAAAGAUGGUGGGGUGCAAGCCUGCUUUGAGAGAGCUGCAGAGUAUCAGCUCAAUGACUCCGCAUCUUAUUAUCUGAACCAGUUGGACCGAAUUACAGAUCCCAACUACCUCCCCAGUGAACAAGAUGUACUCCGAUCCAGAGUCAAAACCACAGGCAUCAUUGAAACCAAGUUUUCUGUCAAAGACCUGAAUUUCAGGAUGUUUGAUGUGGGAGGGCAGAGGUCAGAGAGAAAGAAGUGGAUCCAUUGCUUUGAAGGAGUCACCUGCAUCAUUUUCUGUGCAGCUCUCAGUGCCUAUGAUAUGGUGCUGGUGGAAGAUGAUGAAGUGAAUCGUAUGCAUGAGUCUUUGCAUCUGUUCAACAGCAUAUGUAACCACAAGUUCUUUGCGGCUACUUCUAUUGUCCUCUUUCUCAACAAGAAGGACCUCUUUGAGGAAAAGAUCAAGAAAGUCCAUCUCAGUAUCUGUUUUCCUGAGUAUGACGGGAACAACUCCUAUGAAGAUGCGGGGAAUUAUAUCAAGAGCCAGUUCCUUGAUCUCAAUAUGAGAAAAGAUGUCAAAGAAAUCUACAGCCACAUGACCUGUGCUACGGACACACAGAAUGUCAAAUUUGUGUUUGAUGCAGUUACAGAUAUUAUCAUCAAAGAAAACCUCAAGGACUGUGGGCUCUUCUAACAUUCCUCAGAUCAGAAUCCCAAGAUUCUGCUUAAUCCAAGAAGGCAGAUGCUUCAAUUCUCUGAGCCCAAGUCCUUCCUCCAAAAAGAAGAUAACUUCCCAACUACUACUUCACAGGGUUAUUCUGAGGAGCACAAACACAAAUGCAGAGAUGGCACAGAAAAACUCUUUGGUUAGUCACACAUAAAAAGGCUGCAAUUUGUACAUUCAACACAUGGUUUUUAGAAACUCAACAAACUAUCCCCAGCAUAAUGGCAAGCCUUCCCUUCAAUGCAAAAUAAACAAUUAAAAUCAAACCCUCAAUAAACCUACCACUCCUCUGUUCACAAAUAGAUCUCUGUGACUCAGCUCACAGAUCUGGAUCCUUACAUGGGGGAUGUUCUAAAGACACCUACACCCAGAAAUGAUCCUCUUUGGUAAGCACAAACUUAUCCCUCUGGAUUGCCAAACACACUGAGUUUCCUUUAUCUCUAUAAAUAACUGUUUUGCUACAUAAGAUACUUUCUGACUAAACUUGAAGGACAGCAACACACACCCACUUACAAUUUUAUGUUGCCACUUCAGUAUCAAAAAAUUCAGAACAAAAGAACAAUAAAAUUCUUAUUUCAACUGCUACAUUUCGGAACAAAAAAGAGGAGCUUGCUUUAAGCACUGAAAAUGUUUGCCAACUGGUCCACUGUGAAAAUGGCUGCAAAUAACAUCUCCCCAGACCAAGGAGUAAAUUAUUCUUUUCAACUCCUCUGAGGGAAAUGAAGCUUGCAUUUAUCUUUACCAGAGGUGGUGAAGUCAAGUAUAGAUUUAGCAUUUACAUCUACAGGACUAGUGAGGAAAGCUCUUGGCAUUGAUGGUUUAGUAUAUAUAAAAGGUAAAGCGUCAAUUAAAAUGAAAAUCUGCCACAAACACCCAUUCACACUUAGGCUGCUUCCAGCAAUAUAUAUUAAUACUAGAGAGCUUGAAAUACACUAAUAAAUUUGUGGCUGAGAUUACAAUUAUUCUGGGUUACCUAUAAACAAAUAAGUAAAUACCAACCUGGAAAGAUUAUCAGAGAACUAUUCUGACUACAUCUACUGAAGAUUUAAAACUAGAAGCAAAACAAAACAAAACCUGGGUAAGACUUUGCACAUCUACUACUCUGAAUGGCAGCCCCCAACCACCAACAAUUGGUUCUCUUCAACUCUACAUAGGAUUCCUCCUUCUGUCAGGCAGUAUGCGGAAACCUGCAAGUGUUUGAGGAAAGGUCUCAUUGCCAGUUGCCCAAUCUGGUCUUGCGCUCCAGGGCUCAACACAUCACCCUCCCUCAGUCUUCUUGUGAAUGGCUGGGACUAAAGACCAUGCCCACCAUGCCCACUUCACAGUAUUUUGGGGGAAAUUCCAUUAGCUUGUACUAGUUACACACACAGGGUCUGUGCUUCUCUGUUAGAGCUGCACUUGA
Messenger RNA from Perognathus longimembris pacificus (Pacific pocket mouse), 2951 nucleotides. It is a transcript of the gene Gnat2, whose product is annotated as G protein subunit alpha transducin 2. Lineage: Eukaryota; Metazoa; Chordata; Mammalia; Rodentia; Heteromyidae. Gene Ontology annotation, molecular function: GTPase activity; GTP binding; G-protein beta/gamma-subunit complex binding. The transcript is spliced from 8 exons. The coding region runs from base 455 to 1519 and encodes 354 amino acids. The record is from RefSeq and is a predicted model, not a curated record. Gene Ontology annotation, cellular component: heterotrimeric G-protein complex; photoreceptor inner segment; photoreceptor outer segment. Gene Ontology annotation, biological process: adenylate cyclase-modulating G protein-coupled receptor signaling pathway; detection of chemical stimulus involved in sensory perception of bitter taste.